Molecule: messenger RNA, 5192 nt
Organism: Alexandromys fortis (reed vole)
Lineage: Eukaryota; Metazoa; Chordata; Mammalia; Rodentia; Cricetidae
Gene: Rassf2
Product: Ras association domain family member 2
Exons: 11
Coding region: 465-1445 (326 amino acids)
Biological process (GO): regulation of non-canonical NF-kappaB signal transduction; signal transduction; positive regulation of JNK cascade
Cellular component (GO): cytoplasm; nucleus
Source: RefSeq, a predicted model, not a curated record
GGGAGGUUCGGACUGUUGUGCGCCCCCUGGCUCCCGGGGCGGGGGUCGUGUCGUCGGCCCCGGACGAGCCCUGCCCGCCUUGGCCUUCAGAGUUUCAGGGCACGCAGUGCUUAGGCGCACUUCCCGCUACCGAGUUUCGUGACCCCUCCUGAGGUCGCUGGAGGCCGGGCUAGGCAGGUGCUUUCAAAAGGCGGCCCGGCCACUUGAGCGUCUACAGUGCUUACUCUGCACCCGGCUCUACCCGAGAGCGUGCUGGAGACAGCGGAGUGGUGGUGUCCGGACAGGGACAGCUCUGGACCGGCCACAGCAGUCCUGUGCUUCAGUGGCAAGCUCAGCGCCAGGCUUCACAACGCUGCUCUCGCUUUAGUCCCAAGCGUCCAGAAACCAGGGGGUUAGAAACACUUCGCCCUGAGAACAGAGGCAAGGGUUACGGCCUCUCCUUCUGAUGAGACGAGAAGGGAAGGAUGGACUACACGCACCAAACUGCCCUGGUCCCGUGUGGACAGGAUAAAUACAUGUCCAAGAACGAACUUCUCCUCCAUCUGAAGACCUACAACCUGUACUAUGAAGGCCAGAACCUGCAGCUCCGCCACCGAGAGGAGGAAGACGAGUUCAUUGUGGAGGGGCUGCUGAACAUCUCCUGGGGGCUGCGCAGGCCCAUUCGACUCCAGAUGCAGGAUGACCACGAACGCAUCCGUCCGCCUCCAUCCUCCUCCUCCUGGCACUCUGGCUGUAACCUGGGCGCGCAGGGCACCACCCUGAAGCCCCUCACCAUGCCCACCGUCCAGAUUUCAGAAGUGGAUGCGCCCGCUGACAGCAGCGAGACCCCCAGCCCCACAGACUCCAGGGGCCUGAAGCCUGUGCAGGAGGACACCCCACAGUUGAUGCGCACACGCAGCGAUGUUGGGGUGCGUCGCCGUGGCAAUGUGAGGACAUCCAGUGACCAGCGGCGAAUCAGACGCCAUCGCUUCUCUAUCAAUGGCCAUUUCUACAAUCACAAGACAUCAGUUUUCACACCAGCUUAUGGCUCUGUCACCAAUGUCCGCAUCAACAGCACCAUGACCACCCCCCAGGUCCUGAAGCUGCUGCUCAACAAGUUUAAGAUUGAGAACUCGGCAGAGGAGUUUGCCCUGUACGUGGUCCAUACCAGUGGUGAGAAGCAGAAGCUGAAGAACUCUGACUACCCCCUGAUCGCCCGCAUCCUCCAGGGCCCCUGUGAACAGGUCUCCAAGGUCUUCCUGAUGGAGAAGGACCAGGUGGAGGAGGUCACCUAUGAUGUGGCCCAGUACAUCAAGUUUGAGAUGCCAGUCCUUAAAAGCUUCAUCCAGAAACUCCAGGAGGAAGAAGACCGGGAGGUGGAGAAGCUGAUGCGCAAGUACACCGUGCUUCGGCUAAUGAUUCGGCAAAGGCUGGAGGAGAUAGCAGAGACCCCCGAGACUAUCUGAGCCACGGGAGCAAGGGGAAUCCAGACACUCCAGGGGCUGCCGCUGACCUGAGAAGACCCAUGGGAGGCUAGGCACCGGCCUUCCACACAAACCUCUGCAGCGCCCCAGAAGCCAGCAUUGCUCCCUGGAGUAGGACACAGAAGAAAUGUUCCCUCUUUCUGGGUCCCUGUCCUUCUUUGUUUUAUUCUCUAAGGAGGCCCCACAAUGUGUGUGUUCACAUACCUUAGUGUGUGUGUGUUCACAUACCUGGGUGUAUUUGUGUGCACACUCAUAUAUGCAUACGUGUACUUCUUAUGUCCAUGUGCCUCCUUGAUGUUUUCACAUGCAAUUAAAUUCCAAGCAGCCAGCACAGGUGCCACGAGGUGGCAGACACUGCUCCUGAUCAGGAAGAACAGGGGAGGAGCUAAGGCUUUUGCCCCUUCCGGUGCCAACGGCAGUCACACAUACCUGCCCGGUUUGAAAGGGAAGAGGGAUCUGCAGGCUCACCAUUUGGAAUGACUGAAGGUUUGUAGCAGAGAUUCUUCUCCCCAUUUUCCAAGAAGGAUGGGUGACUGCGAGAUCCUUGGAAAUUAGUGAUGUGGAAGCCCCACGCCCUUGGGGCAAGUCCAGGGAAAUGGAGACAUGAGGUCACUGCGGGGCAGAUGCAAUGUGUCCGCGAGUUUUUGCACUGCAGAGGUUAUCGUUGAAGAUAGCACAAUGAAUGUCCUGUCCUGUGUGGAUACCUGGAGAGAGCGGAGUCUGCCUCUGUUCUUGCUUUGUGGAGGUUUCUGGGUGAUUCUGCCCUCUCAGUUGCCACUUGAGUUCUUGGUGUCCUCCUUGGCUUGAAGAAAAGUCUUCUGAAAUGAACGUAACUCCAGCCUGCUCAUGUGCCGGGGCUGGGUGUGGACUGAGAUAAAUGACGUUCAGAAGGUGCUCACCGGUAGGGCUGAAGGGACGGAGAGAGGCCACCUGCUGAAAUGAUGGCCCUUCAAGUCCCAGCGCACAGCCACAUCAGCGGGAGUCGUCCCCACAGGGAGUUGGGGCUUUGCGUUUAAAGCGAACACAUUAUUCUUUCUGGCUCUGCACACUUGCAAGCUUCUUCACCUUCUACACAGAGCUGGAUUCCAAGAAUGAAGACUUGUCCUGUUGUUGAUUAAAACAGGGGUCAAGGAAGCUCUUUGGGGAGUCCUGUGAAGCGUGGGCAGAGGGGACGGUGCUCACUUAGCCUCUGAGCAGCUUUGCUGCUGAUAUUUAGAAUCAGCCUCAUCGGUAGAAUGGGCAGGAAUGGCCCUGUACCCCCUCUGCUAGGGAAACUGUCAUGCAGCUGGCCACCAGUGUGGCUUGCACCAUUUGAGAUGGGACAGAUAGAUGGUAGGAGCUUGGUGCUGGUCUGUGAGACGCCACCAGGCAAGAUGAGCAGCCUGUAACUGGGGCAUCUGAGCCAUUUUGCUGGAUAUCACUUUAGUAACUUAGCUCCUCUGCCGGGGCAGCAUCGAACAUCCCACGGGCAGUGUGAUGGACACCCAGAGGACUGUAGUGUCACUCCUAUCUCCAGGGGACAUCAGCAAAGCACAAAACUACAAGCAGGGGAUGCCGCUUCCCUUGUAAUCGUAAACUUCGGUGGACUUCAGUAAAACCCAGAAUUCAGCAGGGAGCUUUGGGUCCUUUAUGACAGCUGAAGGGCAGCUUUGUGGGUGCAAAUAUUUGAGAAAAUGAUUUGGAUCAUUUCUCUCCCACCUGCUGUUAUCUUGAAUGUUCAGAGCCUAUAUUGCCCCAUAAUUCUCCUUUGGGACUUGGGGGCCUUCCACAGAGCACUGCCUCUCACUGGAAAGGGAUUUCUGGUUUGUGAAGGUUCUUUUGUGAUCCUGUUACUAUGGGACUGUUGCAGAGUGUCAGGUUGCCAGGCUCUCCAAGAAGGUGUUGACUUUUAAAAUGUGGGGUUCAGAAAGAGUUGGGGUACAUAUCCACUAAUCCAUCUUGGUCUUUCCCCUAGAAUCAUUUCUCACAUCUAAAUAACCAUCUAAAUAUGGAGAAUUUUAGGAAGCUGGCUAGGGGUGUGACUCAGUGGUAGAGCACUCCGUGUGUGAGACGCCAACUUCAAUCUCAAGUACCAUGAAGAAGAAGAAGAAGAAGAAGAAGAAGAAGAAGAAGAAGAAGAAGAAGAAGAAGAAGAAGAAGAAGAAGAAGAAGAAGAAGAAGAAGAAGAAAAAGAAGAAGAAAGCCUGCAGUUGGGUGUGGUCCCGUGGUAGAGGAACUGCUUAGUGUGGCAGGGCCUGGUGUCAGACUCCAGAGCCAGCCCCACCCCGUAAACUUUGGGAACCUUUAAGAUAGCUGCCACUAAGCGGACCUCUACUGCGGCAACUGGAUUUUCUCCCCGGUGUCACUUGGCCUUGCGGCUUUGAACUUCAAGGCUGAUUCGUGUAGGUUUACGUAAUUGUGUGCAGUGAACCGGAAAUCCUGAGGAAUAAAAGACCAACGCUUGGCUGGGGGGAGGGGUGGGGGCUAAUCCAAGGUGUGAGAAGCGGUUUGGCUGCUUCUGAACUCUUUUUUCUCCUGCAAAGGCUUAUGUUCCAAGGUGAUCAAUGCACCAGGCACCGUCAGGUGGGGAGGUUAACUCCAGCCCAGGCUCACAUUCUAGUGACCACAUCAGUGGGGAGGUGAUGGCUUAAAACAGAGGGGGAGGGGGAGAGUGUUAGUUGGAAAGGGACCCAAAGCCCAAACACCAGCCUGCCUGUGCUGGUGAGGAGCACGCGGCUCACAAUGGACAGACAACAGCCGAGGCUGAGGAGAGAGCCUCAAGAGCUGUACUAUGGCCCAAGGCCAAGAUGUUGGUCUGAGACAAGUUGAGGUUUGCGGGAGAAACAUUUGCACCCCUCUCCUUUGCUAACUAUUUCUAGAAACUUCCAGAUAAAGACAUUUUAUCGUUUUAUCUGUGGCAUAUGAUGAUCUUCCAAAAUCUGUUGUCCAUGCAAAAACAUCUUGGCAAGGAUUGUGUUUUGUGUGUUUAUUUGGUGUUGGGGCUGAGGGUGUGGAAGACGAGGAAGCUGGCCAGAUAUCAAGAACACUCAAGAAAUACCAGCUCCUAUAAAACCAAGUAACCAGUAAACCUCAAAACAAAACCCAUAUUUUAUUUGAAGCUUUGUAACACGGAGAACUUGGGGAUCAGGGAUACAUUUCCAAGAAAGAAAUACGGCCAGUGACCAAAGGAGUUUGAGUAUCCCACAGCAGCAAGUCUGGGGUGAGGGAGGAGACAGGAGGCCGCCCUGAGCCCACUCCCCCAGCACUGCCUGUUGUGAAGUUUUUACUUGGGUUGUUUUCUGUCCAGCCUGGCUCCUGCCAGAUAAAGGUCAUCGGUAAGAAUAAGCUCACAUUCAUUCUUUGAGACUAACUGAAAAGUGUUCACCGAGUCUUGGCGCACACCUCCUUUCCCUCCUAUUCCCAUUAAACUGAGCACGGAGGUUCCUGACUGUGAACUUGCAGAAAAGCCUCCAUCUCCAGGCUGCUGGUUUCUGGGUUUGCUCUUGGUGUCCUUCAGCUUCCCUCUUAGUAGUGCGGAGUCUUUUCUUUUCUGUUAUAACCUGCCUAUUAGGAAUGGUACACGGUUCGUCUCAACCGUUGGUUCUGAACUAAUAAACGGACAUGUGUAGGCAUCUUAACAUGAUCUGAUGAGGCCUUGGUGGGGAACCAUGGGUUUGUAACCUUUAAAAAAAAGUUUUUUUAAUGCACCUGGCUUAGACCUUAUUUAAAUAAAGCAGUGUUAGAAGAAGG